Coregonus sp. 'balchen' is the source of this 2983-nucleotide messenger RNA. Lineage: Eukaryota; Metazoa; Chordata; Actinopteri; Salmoniformes; Salmonidae. The record is from the annotation of a GenBank genome assembly.
AUGCUGAUGAUGAAAUAUUGGUGAGAAAUGUGUUAAUUAGCUUUAUGGUGGUCUGUAGCCUACCAAUCUAGGAAUGGUCAUCUGAUAAGCACGCUGUGAUCAAUAUGGCAGAAAUAUAUGUAUUUUUGUCAGACUUGCUCUACUUGAAGUGGUGCAAACAUCUGUUUUGACACUAAAGAAAAUGCCUAAGUAAGAUAUCCAUCUUCUCAUGCAUGCUUUGAUUUAGUUCUGGAACAGUGAGCAACCCUGUAGCUCAGUUGGUAGAGCAUGGCGCUUGCAACGCCAGGGUUGUGGGUUCGUUUCCCACGGGGGGCCAGUAUGAAAAUGUAUGUACUCACUAACUGUAAGUCGCUCUGGAUAAGAGCGUCUGCUAAAUGACUAAAAUGUAACUAGUUGUUAUGCAACACAUCCUCCUUCAAGGGAAUCAAUACUGAUCAACGAGGUGGCUGCUUUGAUGUGUAAACUCAUCAUACCUGUUUAUUUAUUUUUUGUCUCUCCCUAGGUGUUUUAUAACAAAUAAGAUGGCUACGUCCUCCAGUGCAGAACUGAGUAAGGCUGUCAAACAGCAGUACAUGGAACUCCCUCAGGGAGACAAAGUCCAAGUCAUGUAUGUCUGGAUCGAUGGAACCGGAGAGGGACUCCGCUGCAAGACCAGAACAUUGGAUUCGGAGCCCAAGAGCAUUGAAGGUAAGCAACGACUGUUGGUUGACAUUUGACGUAAAGUUCCAGGAGAUUUAUGCAUAUGUAUUGUUUUGUAGCCUAGCCUACCUAGUUGUUUCAAGUGACUUGAGUAAACUCACUCUUUCUGUGGCUUGAUUCUGUAGAACUGCCGGAAUGGAACUUUGAUGGCUCCAGCACCUACCAGUCUGAGGGCUCAAACAGUGAUAUGCAUUUGAUUCCUUCUGCAAUGUUCAGAGAUCCUUUCCGCAAAGACCCCAACAAACUGGUCCUGUGUGAAGUGCUGAAGUACAACCGCAAACCUGCAGGUAAUUUUUGGUGUACAUCGGUCUUGCUAAGCUUUUUUUAUUUCAUAUAUUUUUAUUUCAGUGUCUAAUAUAGGUAAGUUCUUUGCACAGAAACCAACCUACGUUUGACGUGUAAGAAAGUCAUGGACAUGGUUGAGAACCAGGUCCCUUGGUUUGGCAUGGAGCAAGAGUACACCAUUUUGGGCACUGAUGGACACCCAUUCGGCUGGCCCAACAACGGCUUUCCUGGCCCACAAGGUAAAGACUGUUCUUAGUGGUCUUUGACUGGCCAUGUAAAAUUCCUCCUCAGAUGCAUUAGUUUGAAUGUGAUGGGUACUAUUCUUGAUCUAACCCUGUUCUUAUGUGUACAGGUCCCUAUUACUGUGGAGUGGGAGCUGACAAGGCUUACGGUAGAGAUAUUGUGGAAGCCCACUACAGAGCCUGCCUGUAUGCUGGGGUCAUGAUCUGUGGCACCAAUGCUGAAGUCAUGCCUGCACAGGUAAGAACAAUAUCUUUAUGUUUUGACUUAGUCUAAUGGCUGAUCCUAUGCAAUGACAGACUUACCAGCAACUGACUGAUGUACUCAAACUCUGGUUUGUCUUUCUAGUGGGAGUUCCAGGUUGGCCCUUGUGAAGGCAUCAGCAUGGGUGAUCACCUCUGGGCAGCUAGGUUCAUUCUCCACCGGGUGUGUGAGGACUUUGGCGUGGUGGCCUCAUUUGACCCCAAGCCCAUCCCUGGAAACUGGAACGGCGCUGGCUGCCACACCAAUUUCAGCACAAAGGAGAUGAGGGAAGAGGGCGGGUUGACGUGAGUACUGGAUCAUAUCAAGAUGCAUUCAUACUAGGUUUAAUCAUUAGUCCCGAGUGGCGCAGUGGUCUAAGGCACUGCAUCGCAGUGCUAGCUGUGCCACUAGAGAUCCUGGUUCGAAUCCAGGCUCUGUCGUAGCCGGCCGCGACCGGUAGACCCAUGGGGCGGCGCGCAAUUGGUCCAGGGUAGGGGAGGGAAUGGCCGGCAGGGAUGUAGCUCAGUUGGUAGAGCAUGGCAUUUGCAACGCCAGGGUUGUGGGUUUGUUUUCCACGGGGGGCCGGUAUUAAAAAAAUAAUAAUGUAUGCACUAACUGUAAGUUGCUCUUGAUAAGAGCAUCUGCUAAAUGACUAAAAUGUAAUGUAAAUGUAGUCUUAUUUAUUCAAUUGCAUUUGGAUGUUGAGUAAAGCCAGACUUAUUAGAAUGCUCUUCAGGCAAAGCAGAUGGUGUUGACCACCUGUGAGCUUUUCUGUGAUUAACUAAUCUCUUUCUCUCUGCUCCAGGGCCAUUGAGGAGUCCAUUGAAAGGCUGGGGAAGAGGCAUAGCUACCACAUCCGCGCCUACGACCCUAAAGGGGGGCUUGACAACGCCCGUCGCCUCACCGGACACCAUGAAACCUCCAACAUCCACGAGUUCUCUGCCGGCGUGGCCAACCGCGGCGCCAGCAUCCGCAUCCCUCGCACCGUGGGCCAGGAGAAGAAGGGAUACUUCGAGGACCGCCGCCCGUCUGCCAACUGUGACCCGUACGCCGUGACUGAGGCUAUGAUCCGCACCUGUUUGCUCAGCGAGGAGGGAGACGAACCUGUGGACUACUAGAUCUAACUAGAUCCACAGCCCUCUGGACUGAAUCCCCUUCGCCUCCACCCCUCUCCUUUCUAAAUGGCUGAAAAGUCAAACUAGUACUGUAUUUGUCAUUAUUUUUAACUGAAAUUAUUCUAACCUUGUAUUUCUAAAUAGUGUGAAGUUGGCUGGUCAACUUAACAUGGAAUUAAAUCUGGUGGUUAACAUAUGAAAUGUUUUAAAAAGAUGGUGGCUGAAAGGGCAUUGUCUUUCCCCUCUCAUUUGAGUGUUUUCUAGUGGGGAGUAUUAUGUAACAUAACUGUCUUUUAAAUCCCCAUUUGAUCUCGCUUUCCCUGCCGUCUGUCGAACUGAAAUAAACUAAAGCACAUGUGGACACUGAAGACUAUGGCUGGGCGGCAUGUGUAAUUUUCUUA